Molecule: messenger RNA, 1989 nt
Organism: Oryza sativa Japonica Group (Japanese rice)
Lineage: Eukaryota; Viridiplantae; Streptophyta; Magnoliopsida; Poales; Poaceae
Product: 4-hydroxyphenylacetaldehyde oxime monooxygenase
Molecular function (GO): iron ion binding; oxidoreductase activity, acting on paired donors, with incorporation or reduction of molecular oxygen; heme binding
Source: RefSeq, a predicted model, not a curated record
UAUAUACCACCAGAAGCUAGCAGGAACGGGAAGGCAGGUCGGUCAUACACGUAAGAUAGGACGAGUAUGAGAGAGCGAGAGCAAUAGCAAAGCCCAGUGAUGGCGACGCUGCUCUCCAAGCUCCUAGCUCUGCCUCAACAAUGGCAGCUCCUCCUACUCCUCCUCCUCCUCCCAAUCGCCUCCCUCCUGUUGGUAAUUGGCAGGAACACCGGCGGCCGUCGUCGCCGGCGGCAUCUUAGACUGCCUCCGGGCCCAGCGCGGCUGCCGGUCCUGGGCAACCUGCUCCAGCUGGGCGCGCUGCCGCACCGGAGCCUGCGGGAUCUGGCGCGGCGGCACGGGCCGGUGAUGAUGCUGCGGCUGGGCGCGGUGCCGGCGGUGGUGGUGUCCUCGCCGGAGGCGGCGCAGGAGGUGCUGAGGACGCACGACGCCGACUGCUGCAGCCGGCCGUCCUCGCCGGGGCCGAUGCGGCUGUCGUACGGGUACAAGGACGUGGCGUUCGCGCCGUACGACGCCUACGGCCGCGCGGCGCGCCGGCUGUUCGUCGCCGAGCUCUUCAGCGCGCCGCGCGUCCAGGCCGCAUGGCGCGCGCGCCAGGACCAGGUGGAGAAGCUGAUCGGGAAGCUGACACGGCCGGAGCCGGAGCCGGUGGAGCUGAACGAUCACAUCUUCGCCCUGACCGACGGCAUCAUCGGCGCGGUGGCGUUCGGCAGCAUCUACGGCACGGAGCGGUUCGCCGGCGGCGGCAGGAAGCGCUUCCACCACCUGCUCGACGACGUCAUGGACAUGCUCGCCAGCUUCUCCGCCGAGGACUUCUUCCCCAACGCCGCCGCCGCCCGCCUCUUCGACCACCUCACCGGCCUCGUCGCCCACCGCGAGCGCGUCUUCCAACAGCUCGACGCCUUCUUCGAGAUGGUCAUCGAGCAGCAUCUUGACUCUGACAGCAGCAACGCCGGCGGCGGCGGCGGCAACCUCGUCGGCGCCCUGAUCGGCCUGUGGAAGCAGGGGAAGCAGUACGGCGAUCGCCGGUUCACCAGGGAGAACGUCAAGGCCAUCAUCUUCGACGCGUUCAUCGGUGGGAUCGGGACGAGCUCGGUGACGAUCCUGUGGGCGAUGGCGGAGCUGAUGCGGUCGCCGCGGGUGAUGCGGAAGGUGCAAGCCGAGAUCAGGGCCACCGUCGGCGACCGAGAUGGCGGCGGCAUGGUGCAGCCGGACGACCUGCCGAGGCUCGCCUACCUCAAGAUGGUGGUGAAGGAGACGCUGCGGCUGCACCCGCCGGCGACGCUGCUGAUGCCGCGGGAGACGAUGCGCGACGUGAGGAUCGGCGGGUACGAGGUGGCGGCGAGGACGCGGGUGAUGGUGAACGCGUGGGCGAUCGGGAGGGACGCGGCGAGGUGGGAGGAGGCGGAGGUGUUCGACCCGGACAGGUUCGAGGCGAAGCGGGUGGAGUUCAACGGCGGGCACUUCGAGCUCCUGCCGUUCGGGUCGGGGCGGCGGAUCUGCCCCGGCAUCGCCAUGGGCGCCGCCAACGUGGAGUUCACGCUGGCCAACCUGCUGCACUGCUUCGACUGGGCGCUGCCGGUGGGGAUGGCGCCGGAGGAGCUGAGCAUGGAGGAGUCCGGCGGCCUCGUGCUCCACAGGAAGGCGCCCCUCGUGCUCGUGCCCACUAGAUACAUACAACUAUAGGAGUACAAAUGAAAUGGAAUUUAGCUAGUAGCAAAGCCGCGACUUCGGCCUUGAUUAGUUCCUAAAUUAUUUUUUUUCCAAAAACGUCACCUCCAAUCUUUGGAUAUAUAUAUAUAAAAUAUUAAAUAUAAAUAAAAUAAAAAAUUAAUUGCACAGUUUGUAUGAAAAUCACGAGACGAAUCUUUUGAACCUAACUAGUCCAUGAUUAGCCAUAAGUGUUACAGUAACCCAUAUGUACUAAUGAUGGAUUAAUUAUGCUUAAUAAUUUCAUCUCGUGGUUUUCAGGCGAGUUAUGAAAUUAGUUUU